AUGGACCUGUUCCAAUACGAAACCCUAGACCUCACGGGGAAAUCCUUCCGGUUACUUAUGCUCCAUCCUGGAUCCACCGGCGAGAUAUCCUGCGAUAUCUUUGAAGCAAGCCUGGACUCCGACGGCAUUAUCCCCUACGAAGCCUUAUCAUAUGCCUGGGGCAGCAUUGACCUCGCAGCCUCCAUCAUCGCAAACGGCAAGACCCUCCGUAUUACGAACAACUUAUUCACUGCUCUGGCUUAUCUCCGAGACGACCAUGUAAGCAAAGUCAUGUGGAUCGACGCUGUCUGUAUCGACCAAAACAACGUCGCAGAGCGAGGUCACCAGGUCGGACAGAUGGCUGGCAUCUACAGAGGCGCUGAACAGGUCAUCAUAUGGCUUGGCCCGCCUACACAUGAGACGAACCUCUUGCUGGGGUGCCUCAAAGAGCUACAGAAAAGCUUGACCCGUCAGAAAAGCUUGACCCGUCAGAAAAGCCGAGACGACCUUGUCCAGGCACAAGAGCAAUGGUCAAAGAUACGACAGAACUCCGAAAUAGAUCAGGCUGUCCUCGUCGAUCUGCAACGGAAGGGACUUAUUUCCCUCCUCGGGGAGAACUGGUUCACGAGGAUAUGGGUUCUACAGGAAGUUUCGAAUGCACGGGCAGCUUCGAUCUAUUGUGGCAGACGGUCCGUUCAGGCUUACAUGCUCAAUAUUGCUGCGAAGCUCGUCGGCGUGACUCCUGAGGCUGGGUGCCAGGCCGUUCUGGAUCUAUUCCCAACCUCAUCGACCCAGAGAUCCCCAAGAAUGGAUGUAUUGCCAAUUUUGUUGCAAAAGUUUCGAAAGAGCAAGGCAAGCGACCCCAGGGAUAUGGUUUACGCCCUUGUGGCCAUAGCCUCUGACAUCCCGGAAGGUGACUCGGACGGGAUUCUCACGCCAGACUACUUCAAAACCGAGAAGCAGCUCGUUGAAGAGCUCAGAAAAUAUCUGUUUCUUGAUUUGCAAUUUGGGAGGCACAUUUUCGAGUACACAAUGGUAUCGUUCCUCGAAGCCUUACCCCAAGAGACAGAAGGAAUCCUCAGGAGCUUGGUGGUUGAUGGUCUGACAGAGCAUGUCCGUACGCUUCUUGAUAGAGGCCAAAGAUUCACCGUGGAUGGAGAAACGGUCGUCCGUUUGAUGAUAAGAAAGGGCGGUGAUGGUGUCAAACUCCUCUCCGACCUGAUUGGUCUCGAGCACCAGAAUUUGAGAUUCGAUACACAAGGGAUGGCGACCGCGCUUGGGGUCUGCGACUACGCAACGGCAGAGAAGAUAAUUGCCACUCAGUAG
Messenger RNA from Colletotrichum costaricense, 1305 nucleotides. RefSeq names its product HET domain-containing protein. Bases 1 to 1305 code for a protein of 434 amino acids. The transcript is spliced from 2 exons. Lineage: Eukaryota; Fungi; Ascomycota; Sordariomycetes; Glomerellales; Glomerellaceae. The record is from RefSeq and is a predicted model, not a curated record.